This is a messenger RNA of Nycticebus coucang (slow loris), 2833 nucleotides long. RefSeq names its product cholinergic receptor muscarinic 3 (gene CHRM3). The transcript is spliced from 5 exons. The coding region runs from base 976 to 2748 and encodes 590 amino acids. The record is from RefSeq and is a predicted model, not a curated record. Gene Ontology annotation, biological process: chemical synaptic transmission; adenylate cyclase-inhibiting G protein-coupled acetylcholine receptor signaling pathway; G protein-coupled receptor signaling pathway, coupled to cyclic nucleotide second messenger. NCBI's taxonomy places the organism in Eukaryota, Metazoa, Chordata, Mammalia, Primates, Lorisidae. Gene Ontology annotation, cellular component: synapse; plasma membrane; dendrite. Gene Ontology annotation, molecular function: G protein-coupled acetylcholine receptor activity; G protein-coupled serotonin receptor activity.
CGGGCAGCCGCGUGUGCGUUACAGCCGCGCUCGCGGCGCAGGAGGAGGAGGGACGCGCCGAGGAAGGGAAGGAGGAGCGGCCAGCGGUGGCCACGACCGCCACCACCAGGCAGAGGAAGAGUUCGUGAGAAGGCAAAGACCCCCUCCCACUGCGAGCGCCUUCCAUCUGCUUUUGGAGAAAGGGAAUACAAUGUAAAGAAGGAGACGGAAAGAAGGGAAGUGAGGGAGAGACGGAGGAAAAAGGGCGUGCGCAGAAAGGGCGCCGAGGAGCCCAGGGCCGGGGGGCGGCACUGGCGAGCCGGGAGCGCUGCUGCAGGGGCAGGUGCCGCGGCCACUGCCCGGAGGCGGCAUGUGACGCGCGGCCACAGCUGCCGGCGGGCGGAGCGCUCGGACUCCGGAGCGCACACCGCGGGGCAGGACGCCGGCGCGCGGAUCCCCGUUCGCCUGAUCGGUCCUCCGGGGCGGCGGCCGCGCUUCUGAGAAGGCUGGCGAUGAACCGAAGGGCGGCUUCGAGCAGGGGCGCACGAGCCUAAGGACAGUCGCUCCCUGAACGCUGACCCGGAGGAGACCGGGGCAGAGCGCACCAGACGGCCCCCUGGCACCGGGGAAACGCGGAGGACCUGCGGGGGACGGUCACCUGGAGCUCGGCUGCUAGAUCAAUAGUACUCGCACAUAUUCUGGUGAUGAGCUGCUCAGCGGACCGUGGAUUGAUUAGACUCUGUCCGUCCCCAUCAUGAUGAACAGAACCAAGGCUCUUCACUAAUUGAGCCAGUUGUUUGGGUUCUAUGGUAAAGGAAGACUCCAUUCUAGAUGCUGAGAAAACUCCAGAACAUCAGCACCAGAGAGGACGUCAGAGGAACCAGCUUUUGUGGUAGCACAGCACCUGCCCGCUCUCUGCAAGGAAAGCUUGGCCAGCAGUGUAGUCUUUGAUACUCUGAUGAUCCUGCCUGGAAUAGACUAUGUCAGAGAGUCACGAUGACCUUGCAGGAUAACAGUACAACCUCGCCUUUGUUUCCAAACAUCAGCUCUUCCUGGAUACACGGCCCCUUGGAGGCAGGGCUGCCCCCGGGAACAGUCACUCAUCUUGGCAGCUACAAUGUUUCUGGGGCAGCUGGGAAUUUCUCCUCUCCAAAUGGUACGGACAGUGACCCUCUGGGAGGUCAUACUGUCUGGCAAGUGGUCUUCAUUGCGUUCUUAACGGGCUUCCUGGCCUUGGUGACCAUCAUCGGCAACAUCCUGGUCAUAGUGUCAUUCAAGGUCAACAAGCAGCUGAAGACCGUCAACAACUACUUCCUCCUAAGCCUGGCCUGUGCUGACCUGAUCAUUGGGGUCAUUUCCAUGAAUCUGUUUACGACCUACAUCAUCAUGAACCGGUGGGCUUUGGGCAACUUGGCCUGUGACCUCUGGCUUGCCAUUGACUAUGUGGCCAGCAAUGCCUCCGUCAUGAAUCUUCUGGUCAUUAGCUUCGACAGGUACUUUUCCAUCACGAGGCCACUCACCUACCGAGCCAAAAGAACAACCAAAAGAGCAGGUGUGAUGAUUGGUCUGGCGUGGGUCAUCUCCUUUGUCCUCUGGGCUCCCGCCAUCCUAUUCUGGCAGUACUUUGUAGGGAAGAGAACUGUGCCCCCCGGGGAGUGUUUCAUUCAGUUCCUCACCGAGCCCACCAUUACAUUUGGCACAGCCAUUGCUGCUUUUUAUAUGCCUGUCACCAUUAUGACCAUUUUAUACUGGAGGAUCUAUAAGGAAACUGAGAAACGUACCAAAGAGCUUGCUGGGCUGCAGGCCUCUGGGACAGAAGCAGAGGCAGAAAACUUUGUCCACCCCACAGGCAGUUCUCGAAGCUGCAGCAGCUAUGAACUUCAACAGCAAAGCAUGAAACGCUCCAAAAGGAGGAAGCACGGCCGCUGCCACUUCUGGCUCACAACCAAGAGCUGGAAGCCCAGCGCCGAGCAGAUGGACCGAGACCACAGCAGCAGCGACAGCUGGGACAACAAUGACGCUGCUGCCUCCCUAGAGAACUCCGCCUCCUCCGAUGAGGAGGACAUUGGCUCAGAGACGAGAGCCAUCUACUCCAUCGUGCUCAAGCUUCCAGGUCACAGCACCAUCCUCAACUCCACCAAAUUGCCCUCGUCAGACAACCUGCAGGUGCCUGAGGAAGAGUUGGGCAUGGUGGACUUGGAGAAAAAAAACAACAAGCUGCAGGCCCAGAAGAGCAUGGAUGAUGGAGGCAACUUUCCCAAAAGCUUCUCCAAGCUUCCCAUCCAGCUAGAGUCAGCCGUGGACACAGCCAAGGCUUCGGAUGUCAACUCCUCAGUGGGGAAGACCACGGCCGCUCUACCUCUGUCCUUCAAGGAAGCCACUCUGGCCAAGAGGUUCACUCUCAAGACCAGAAGUCAGAUCACUAAGCGGAAAAGGAUGUCCCUCAUUAAGGAGAAGAAGGCAGCCCAGACCCUCAGCGCCAUCUUGCUUGCCUUCAUCAUCACCUGGACCCCCUACAACAUCAUGGUUCUGGUGAACACCUUUUGUGACAGUUGCAUACCCAAAACCUUUUGGAAUCUGGGCUACUGGCUGUGCUACAUCAACAGCACCGUGAACCCCGUGUGCUAUGCCCUGUGCAACAAAACUUUCAGAACCACUUUCAAGAUGCUGCUCCUCUGCCAGUGUGACAAAAAGAAGAGGCGCAAGCAACAGUACCAGCAGAGACAGUCGGUCAUUUUUCACAAGCGCGUGCCCGAGCAGGCCUUGUAGAAUGGGGUUUGAUCAGUAGCAGUGGCAAAGCGCACACUCCAAUCCACAAACCUUAGGAGGAGGAGGAGAGGAAGGUGAGGGUGGG